Molecule: messenger RNA, 2202 nt
Organism: Psylliodes chrysocephalus
Lineage: Eukaryota; Metazoa; Arthropoda; Insecta; Coleoptera; Chrysomelidae
Source: the annotation of a GenBank genome assembly
AAAUGUCUCUCGAAUUGUUUAUUAUUAUAGCGUUUUUGUUUUUUGUUAGUAAAUCAUCGUCUAAUAGUAUUGCUACAGGAUGGGAAAAUAGUUUCGCCUCUCAUGAUAGUUCUCCGUUACAAUUACAUAAUUAUGGAGAUAAAUAUUAUUAUGUUGGAUACCAUUUUAAGUUAACUUUCUUAGAAUCCAUGCAGUUUUGCGAAAACAUCAAUAUGAAAUUAGUGAAUAUUAGAGAUUACAAUGAAAAUGAAGCUAUCAACAAAAUCAUUGGACGUUCCUUUUCAUUUUUAUCAUUUUAUUGGACUGCUGGUACUAAACUAAUAGAUAAUCACAAUUGGAUAUGGUUGUCUUCCAAGUCUAACAUGAAUUAUACCAGAUGGGCUUUAUUUCAGCCUCAAUAUAAGGGUGAACAGUGCAUAGCAAUACGUAAUACUUUAGGAUCAGUAUAUUGGCACGAUUAUCCAUGUGAUACUCGUUUUUAUACUAUUUGUGAGAGAUACAAACCCAGGACAUUUUCUCAAAAUGAAGAUACAGCAACUUCACAAGGGGAGCAUAUUUCGGCCGACAAUAAACGUUCUUUGUUACUCGUACCCCUAACACAUUAUGGAGAUAAAUAUUACUACUUUGGAAAUAAUUUUAAGGCAACUUUCUUACAGUCCAUGCAGUUUUGCAAAAACAUUAAUAUGAAAUUAUUGACUAUUAGAGAUGGCAAUGAAAAUAAAGCUAUCGAAAAAUUCAUUAUAAAUACCAGAAACGUAUUUAGGAAGUACUGGACUGCUGGUACUAAAAUAGAUAAUUACAAUUGGAUAUGGAUGUCUUGUGGAGCUAACGUAAAUUAUACAAAAUGGGAUAACUAUAUGCCUACUAAUUUUUAUAGUGAACAGUGCAUAACAGUAAUAGCUAAUAACAAAGGCCUGUUUUGGCAGGACUCUCAUUGCCAAUUUCGAAAUUUCUUCAUUUGCGAGAGAUAUGAACACAGGACAUUUUCUCAAAUUGAAGAUAUGGCAACUUCACGUUGGCAGAAUUUGAUAAAAACUUCUUCAAAUGUUUCUUCUCUCUACUACAAUGAAAAGAGAUACUAUUUCUUCAGAUAUGUUAAAGUUAAUUACUUGGAAGCUCUACAAUUUUGCAAAAUAAUUAAUAUGGAACUGGUGUCAGUAGAAUCUAAGGAAGAAAAUGAUAAAAUUAGCAAAUAUAUUCGUGAUAACAACGUAGGAGAUAAUUGGUGGACUUCUGGAUCCAGACUUCUAGAUUCUAAGAAUUGGGUGUGGUUUACCAGAGCAAAAUCGUUUAGCUAUACAAAUUGGAGGAGAGGAGAACCAUUGUCAUGGUGUAUGCGUCUAGCUCAUCAUCAAGUCAGAGGUUUGGAGUGGAUUAGCGAUAACUGCUAUACGAAGUACAAUGUUAUUUGCGUAAGUGGAACGGGAGAUGAUACUGAUGAAAGUGGAGGAGCGUUAACAGAAGGAGGAAGAAACCUUUUAAAUCAAGGAAAUAAUCAAAGUUUACUAAUUCCAAUUGAUGUACGACAUGGAGGGGAUAACGACAUUUCAAGGUACAAUUCUACUGGGAUCCCAACACCUCAAACGACAGCAAGAAAUUUGCCAGAUGGAGAUUAUUUUGAUUUUGAAUGGUAUAAAAUCCUUAUACGAAACAAUCCUGGUUAUAUAUCUAUAAGAAGUUAUGGAGGUAAACGCUACCAUGUUGAAACAUCAUUGAUGGGAACCCAACGCCAAGCAGCCAUGUAUUGCAGAUACCAUAAUAUGCAUCUGAUUGAGAUUAUUAACCAAACAGAAAAUGCAAUUAUAGAAAAAAUUUUGCUUGAUACCGGUUCUAUUGGUCCAUUUUGGACAGCAGGCCAAAGGAAAACGGGUAACUUGAUGUGGUCCAUCUCUCAACAACCGAUUACCUACACGAAUUGGAACCCUAAUAUCAACCUAGGAGGAUCGAUGAUUCGAGACUGCAUCCAAGUCGAUCAAGGAGCUAAAUGGAGUUGGGAGAAUUGCGAUGAAAAAUUGUUCUUCGUUUGUAAAGCCCAAAUUCAAAAUCUAGUCACCAAUGCGACGAAUUCUAAUGAAGAGUAUAGCCAAACCAUUAUCGUUAGGUAAAAAAAGUUAAAGACAUGAGUUUCGUGUACUUGAUAUGUUUCUACCAACUACGGUGCGUAUCGUAUUCAAGUUGACAUUAAAAUCGAUGAUAAUGAGA